Dictyostelium discoideum AX4 is the source of this 276-nucleotide messenger RNA. It is a transcript of the gene spt4, whose product is annotated as transcription initiation factor Spt4. The record is from RefSeq and is a predicted model, not a curated record. The transcript has 2 exons. Gene Ontology annotation, cellular component: nucleus. Gene Ontology annotation, biological process: transcription elongation-coupled chromatin remodeling; regulation of DNA-templated transcription. Gene Ontology annotation, molecular function: zinc ion binding. The coding region runs from base 1 to 276 and encodes 91 amino acids. NCBI's taxonomy places the organism in Eukaryota, Evosea, Eumycetozoa, Dictyosteliales, Dictyosteliaceae.
AUGAGCAAACGAAGUGGAAGAGACGAAUCCAUUGUUCCUUCAUCAUUUAAACACGCAAGAGCAUGUACUGAAUGUGGUCUUGUUAAAUCAGCUCAACAAUUUGAAGAUAAUGGUUGUGAAAAUUGUUCAUCAUCAUCUUCAUCAACAACUCAAAACUUUGAAGGUAUUAUUGCCAUUAUGAACCCAAAAGAAAGUUGGAUUGCUAGAAGAUUACAAUUUGAAAGAAGAGUACCAGGUCUCUAUGCAUUAAGUAUGGAUUCAGAUACAAGAAGAUAA